This is a messenger RNA of Pollicipes pollicipes, 609 nucleotides long. Its product is annotated as dual oxidase 2. Gene Ontology annotation, biological process: defense response; superoxide anion generation. The record is from RefSeq and is a predicted model, not a curated record. Lineage: Eukaryota; Metazoa; Arthropoda; Thecostraca; Pollicipedomorpha; Pollicipedidae. Bases 1 to 609 code for a protein of 202 amino acids. Gene Ontology annotation, cellular component: plasma membrane; NADPH oxidase complex. Gene Ontology annotation, molecular function: superoxide-generating NAD(P)H oxidase activity. The transcript is spliced from 5 exons.
AUGCCGCGCGAGCUCGCUAUCUACCUGGAUGGACCUUACGGCGAGGGGCACCAGGACUGGUACCGGUUCGAGGUGUCCGUGCUCGUCGGCGGCGGCAUAGGCGUUACACCGUUCGCCUCCAUCCUCAAGGACAUCGGCCACAGCAACCCCUCAGCCAUCACUUGCAAAAAGGUUAAGACAGCACUGGUGCAGACGAGUUGCGUGUACUUCCUCUGGGUGACGCGCACACAGAAGCACUUUGAGUGGCUGGUGGACAUCAUUCGCGACGUAGAAGACAACGACAAAGGCCAUCUGGUCUCCACCCACAUCUUCAUCACCCAGUUCUACUCCAAGUUUGACCUGCGAACCACCAUGCUGUACAUCUGUGAGCGCCACUUCCAGAAGAUCAGCAGAAGAUCCCUGUUCACCGGCCUGAGGUCCAUAACCCACUUCGGCCGACCAAACCUGCCGUCGAUCUUCAGCGCUCUGAAACGCGUGCAUCCAAAGGUGGAGCAGUUCGGCGUGUUCUCGUGCGGCCCGCCGCCCAUGACCCGGUCUGUGGAGGACGCGGCCCAGGCCAUGAACCGGUCCGACGGCGCCACAUUCCACCACCACUUCGAGAACUUCUGA